AUGGCCGGUGAGUUUAAAUACGGAGAAUGCCUGAAAAUCCACGCGAAUCUUGGAAAUCGAGCCGAUGGCUGCCAGGAGUUCAUUCGGCGAGGCAGUUGUUUUGAGAAGAUGUACUAUUGUGCAGCCUGCGGCUGCCACCGGAAUUUCCACCGUGUGCCAUGUUUUGAAGACAAUCUCCCAACAAAAGAAAACAUGGGCGGUGACGGUGAUAUAAAAAAUACUGUUUCCUACGGAGAAUGCAUGAAACUCCACUCGGCUCUUGAAAAUCGAGCCGACGGCUGCCAGGAGUUCAUCCCGGUGGGCGGAGAUUACCCGAUGGACUGUACCGCCUGCGGCUGCCACCGGAAUUUCCACCGGAAGGUUGUCCGGCGCGUGUUGCACACGGUGUGCCUCAAGAACCACAACCCAACGGGCCCCGAGUCCAAGGACGGCUGCCAGGAGUUCGCGUCUUUCCCCGGAACCACCACCUGCAGGUCGAUGCCUGCCCUGCUUGCGGUUGCCACAUCAGCUUUCACCGGAAAGAGAUGGGUGGAGGAGUACGAUAAGACCCAAGCUUGCACAAUUUUCGAGGUGGUUGGAGGCUCCGUAGAGGACCGUUGGGCUUGGAAGGGAAGGCAAGGAAAUGAAAAUGGUUGUUACCUUUACUGUGAUGCAGCUGUAAGAGACUCGGAAAUUGGGUUGGGAGGGUGGACAAAAAAUGCAGAAGGACUUGUAAUUGCGGUUUUUGCUUCUCAUAUGCCAAGUUUGUUUUCUCCAACUUUGGCUGAAGCUUUUUCCAUCCAAUUUGGGUUACGUUUUACUGCUACGUUGAGAAUGAAGAUCAAACAAGUUAACACAGAUUGCCUUGAAGUCGUGCAAGGACUGAUAGCAAAUGAGUCACAUCACCCUUUUGAAGGAAUUCUCUCCAACAUACUGACACUCUUGGAUUUAGUAGACUGUGGACUUUGUCAGCAUACGAAUCGCCGUCAUAACGAGAUUGCUCACGCCAUUGCUAAGUGGGAAGUAGAAUCAAAAACCACGAUAAUGUGGUCGGAUUGUAUUCCAAUCUAUUUUUCUCCUUUUGUAUUGUACGGAGAAUUCUUGAAAACCCACGUGGCUCUUGGCAAUCGAGUCGAUGGCUGCCAGGAGUUGAUCAUAACGCUGGACCGAUUUAACACGGUGGAGUACUGUUCCACCUGCGGUUGUCACCGGAAUUUCCACCGCAAGAUUGUCCGGCGCGUGGUGCGCACGGUGUGCCACAAGAACCACAACCCAACGGGCCCCGAGUCCAAGGACGGCUGCCAGAAGUUCACGUGUUCCCCCGGCGGAAACGACCUCUGCGCUGCUUGCGGCUGCCACAUUAGCUUUCACCAGAAAGAGAAAGCAAUGGCGGCUCACGCCGAAUGUUGCAAAUCCCACGCGCAUAUGGACGGGAAGAUCGAUGGAUGUCAGCAGUUCAUGGGUGACUGGAGGGACCCCUCGGACUGCCUGAUCUGCGGCUGCCACAGGUAUUUCCACCGGAAACCGGAGCCGCCGGUCGAGUACGAAACUAUAGCUGUCUAUACGAGGUGCCAGAAGAUCCACGAUUUCAAGUUCCAGAGCACGGUGGACGGGUGCCAGGAGUUCAUCCCUAAGGACGGCACCACCGCCGCCGCCGCGCUAACCUGCGCCGUUUGCGGCUGCCACAAGGGGUUUCAUCGAAAUGAAGUCACCAAGCGAUUUUUCGAAUUACACGUACACACAACCCAACAAUCUCACCUUACCAAAAUAGACACAACCUUUCUCCACAUUCAGAGCACAACCUUUCUCCAGAACCAGUGUUUUUUCCACAAGAAACUCAUCUCCUCUAUAGGAACCCCUUUUGUCUCAGGCAAGAAGAAAUACACAAAAGCAGUCAUGAUCGUGAUCCAUCCAGCAAAGAAGAGGAAAAUCCCGAACUUGAACGCACACAAGAGUGACAGAAAAACCUGCCCGAUUACAAAAGUGAAGAAAAGGUUAACUGCCACAGUUAUACUCUGCCCUGCCGACCUCGUCUCCAAUGAAAAUAUCUCGCUCGGCACAGUCCACCCAAGCGGGCCCCACGACCAUCCGAAAGCCGUCACAAACAGGCAGAUUACAAUCACCACCAGAAUCGACAAAGCCCUCCGGCCGACUUUAUCAACCGUCGCAAUCGAAAUGAAGGUCGACAGUGCCAGCACAGCGCCAGUCACGGCCGAAGAGUACAAAGAAGCAUUCCCUUUAAAACCCAUGCUCUGGAAAAGCACGGGAGCGUAGAACAAAAUCGAGUUAAUCCCAGUCAGAAUCUGAAAAGUCGGCAUGAAGAACGCCAUCGCCAGCUGUGGCCUGUUCCUCCUCUCCAGAAUGUUCCGGAAAGGAUGCUCGACGGACUUCGCCAACUCGCUCGCGUCGACUAUGUCCUGCAGCUCGGCGUGCACGUCGGCCGUGCCCCGUAUUUUCUCAAGGACCAUUUUACCCCUUGACUCGAACCCUCGCUCGAUCAAGCUGUUGGGGGUCUCGGGCAGCAGGAGCCCGCCGGCUGUCAUCAGGACAGCUGGCACUGCCGCCAGCCCCAGCGAGAGCCGCCAGCCCCACGGCUCGAGCUUCUGAGUGCCGUAGUUUAUCAUGUUUGCGGUGAAUAUCCCGAGCGUGGUCGCUAGCUGGAACAUCAUGUUGAGGGCUCCUCUUAUGUGGGUUGGCGCCAUUUCUGAUAGGUACAAAGGUACUGCCUUUUUGAAGAUUUUACACAGAAAAUUUUAGCUUGUUAGCAACAAUCGAAUCUUUUUCAAACUACUAAGACUAUGUUUGGUAGUCAAAUAAGCU
Striga asiatica is the source of this 2799-nucleotide messenger RNA. The record is from the annotation of a GenBank genome assembly. NCBI's taxonomy places the organism in Eukaryota, Viridiplantae, Streptophyta, Magnoliopsida, Lamiales, Orobanchaceae.